Molecule: messenger RNA, 1742 nt
Organism: Musa acuminata AAA Group (dessert banana)
Lineage: Eukaryota; Viridiplantae; Streptophyta; Magnoliopsida; Zingiberales; Musaceae
Exons: 11
Coding region: 16-1467 (483 amino acids)
Biological process (GO): CAAX-box protein processing
Cellular component (GO): membrane
Molecular function (GO): metalloendopeptidase activity
Source: RefSeq, a predicted model, not a curated record
CGGAAGGGUUAUCCGAUGCUUGACUUGGCUUACACGGUGGACGCGCGCCUUAUCUGUAGCCACGUGGCGCCAGCUCAUUCGCCGAGCAAAUCGCCGUCGAGGAUUCUAAUCCGAACUCCAGUGAUGUUUCUUUCUUCCGACGGACGUGCUCUCACCAAUGAAAUGGCAGCGCCUUUCGAUGAUCGCAUCAACGUCUCGCGUGGGGCUUCUCGUGGUGUAAGCGUUGGUGGAGAAGGGGAGAUAUUUAUAUACAUCUAUAUAAAUAUACCUGAGGUGCCCAACGAGGCAGGUGUCCAGGUAAGGAACUCGAGAUGGAACGACGACCGCAGCGAAGACAUCUCUAAAGCUUCACUUCGUCAAUCCGGCGGAUCCAGUCGAAAUGGAGCUCAGCUGCAUCGCGUCUCCUCGCGGGAGAGGAGGAAGGUCGCUGAGUGGGCUCAGAUCAAGGCAUCCGCGGAGGGGAGCCACGAGAGGAUCAACACCGAAGGCGCCGGAGAACCCCGGCCCAGGGGCUUCGCAGCUGGCGGUCCCGUGAUGGAGGUCUCCGCGUCGCCGGCGUCCGCGAGCACAACGACCACGACCGUCAUCGAGCGGAGCUUCGCCGGCAGCGGGGACUCCGAAUUCCCCGUCUGGGAGAGGUUGGGCGCUGUUGUUAGGCUCAGCUACGGGAUAGGUAUAUACGGAGCUAUGGCGCUUGCGGGGAAGUUCAUAUGCUCCACUGCUGGGAUUGAUUGCACAGGAGGAUUCCAUCCGUCGCUAGAAGCGGUCCUGGACGGUCUGGGCUAUGCUGCUCCACCUAUCAUGGCUCUGCUCUUCAUCCUAGAUGAUGAGGUGGUGAAGUAUUCACCCCAUGCUCGUGCUAUCAGAGAUGUGGAGGAUGAGGAGCUCCGGAGCUUCUUCUAUGGCAUGUCACCGUGGCAGUUCAUACUCAUUGUCGCUGCAAGUUCUAUCGGGGAGGAGCUGUUUUAUCGAGUUGCUGUUCAGGGAGCACUGGCUGAUAUGUUCUUAAGGGGCACCGAACUCAUGAAAGAUGCACGUGGAAUUGCAUCUCUGACUGGUGUGCUGCCUCUAUUUGUGCCAUUUGCUCAAGCAUUUGCUGCGGUUAUCACGGCCGCUCUCACAGGCUCACUGUAUUAUGUUGCAACUGCGCCAAAAGAUCCUACGUAUGUAGUUGCACCAGUAUUAAAUUCUGGCACUGGUCGUGAAGACCUCAGGAAGCUCUUUGCAGCUUGGUUUGAGAGAAGGCAGAUGAAGAAGAUAUAUUCUCCACUUUUAGAAGGAUUGUUGGCUCUCUACCUUGGAUUUGAAUGGAUUCAGACGGAUAAUAUUCUCGCACCUAUGAUCACGCAUGGGAUAUAUUCUGCUGUUGUACUGGGGCAUGGACUCUGCAAAAUUCAUGAUCACAGGCGUAAGCUUCGUCAAAGGAUCCAGCAAGUACGGGUGGAAACGAAGAACAACAAUUUGUAGACCAAAGAGAAAUAUUUUUGACAUGGCAAGAAAGGAUGAACCCGAAGCUUUUUGCUCCUACCAGCAAGGGACAUUCGUAUGCUGGAACUCUAACUGAAGGAGUAGAAAAAGUUGAAAUAAUGAAGCGGGAUGUAGUAAUCUAUCUGCAACUCUUGCUAUAAUCACUUCAGUAAAUAAAAAGUAGUCAACUAGGAAAUGUACGAUCUAGGGAUAUUUGUGUCUGUAUGUAUAUACUGUGUCAACAUCAAAAAUGCAGGCGCUAGUUUGGCUGGAGA